AGGAAACUUACUAGAUCUAGAUCUCUAGAUCUAGAGUCUAGUGAUCUAAUGCACAUAUUCAUCAUAUUGUUUAGUAAUGAAAAAAUUGAGAUCUACACAGAUUCAUGGUCUAGAUCUAGACUAGAUCAUCUAUCUUAGUAUCUAUAACCCUAGAUUGAAAUCUCUAGAUCUAUAUAAUUAGGUUUUUAAUGAAACAAAAAUUAAAGCACUGGGGUCCUCUCACCAAUCUUAUUAUUUAUACUUAUUCUUAAUCCUAAAGUCUUAGCAAUCUACAGUUUCACCAAUCUACGGUUACUGUGGCAGUCUAGGCCUAGGACUAUCACUAUAUUUAUAUUUUAGUAUAUAUUAUUAUUAGUUUCUAGAUCUAGGACUUAAUCUAGAGGAUCAUCAAAUUAUUAAAAUUAAGUUCAAGUUCAAGUUGUCUUUGACUUUUAGACAUAGUAACAUAGACUUCAUAGAGUCAAUAGAGAUGAUAGACGUCAUAGACUAGGUCACUAGAUCUAGAUUUGUAAUAAGUAAAGACUUAUAGAUCUAGGUCUAGUUAUUAAGUUAAGUCACAAGACAAGUCGCCACAAGUGACUAAGGCUAGCUUAAGCUGCUAACUUAAACUAAGCCUAAGGCGCCUAAGCAUAAUUAUUAAGCUUAAGCCUAGCUAAAGUUAAAAAACUGAUACUCAGAUACUGAUAGAGUCUAGGCCCUAGGUCUUAGAUCAAGAUCUCUAGACUUUGCUGAAAGUGAAAUUUAAAAUGGCCUCAUUCGUAGAAAAAAUACUUCAAAAUGCAGGAAUGAUGGAGAAAAAACUCAUCAAUGAGAAGCUGGAGCUGCUUACCAAAAAGCUGACGGAGCUAGAAGCAGAAAUCUACCAGCUUGUCAAGACAAAGUACAUUAGCUAUUAUCCUUGUUUGGAGGCUUCAGAAAGUCUUUGCCAGCGAGUACAAGAUAUAAAUAAUGAGAUCUACAGUCUUGAGCAAAAAAUAAAACAAGAGAGUAAUUUGUUUUCAGUCAAUAGUGAAUUUUGCACUUUGAACCAGGAACUUGUCAACUCCAAGCAAAUCUUUUCAGGUUUGCAAUAUUUAGUGGAGAUAAAUGAUUUAUUACAGACUGCCAAAGAGACUACCAGCGAUGGAAGUCUUACAGAAGCUGCUAAUGCAUUAAACAAGCUAGAAAGUUACUUCAAGAAUAAUCUUGGGCAACAGAAAGAGAAAAUAACUAUUUUGAAAACAUUAGAAGUGAAUUUUAAGAUUCAGAAAGCUACUUUGGAAACUGUGGUGUGCACCCAAUGGAGUGAUUCAAUCAAGUGGAUCAGCUCGUCUGACUCAGAGUUUAAAGUGUUAACACUGUCCAUUGCCACAGACAGAAAUUUGAAAGAUGUGGUACAUGGCCUGCAGGCAUGUCACAUCCUGGAGAGGCACAUGAAAAAGUUUGCAGAAAAUUUCCAAAAACUUGUUCUGCCACUUGUACUGGAGGAGCCUGAGUUGGCGAUUGAGUCAAAGAGUGCCUCCUCCAGCAGGGAACUGAGACUCAAGACACCAAACAGCAAGAAAGGCAGUGUUGACUGUGUUGGGGAGGAGCAAAUGUACAAGACAGUCUUCGCUAAUUUGUUGUUGGUCCUAGAACAUUUAAACUCCAUGCUGCUGAAGAUUGACUUUCAGCAGAAAGAUGAGUUACAGCAGGGCUCAGGUCAAACUCUCAUGAACUGGCUGGGGGAAGAAGUAGCCUCUAGCUUCUUAGACUCCUUGAAGCAAACAGUCUUGGCCAAGGCAAUACCAUCUAAUAUUAAAGAUUUGGAUGGCUUUCGGUCCGUUAUCGAUGCUACUCAAAUCCUACAGGAUAAACUGCUGACACUUGGGUUUCUUCAGCUAGAUGACCAAAGUUUAAUGACCUAUGUACAAAACAUCAACAUGUUGUUUGCUAACAAGAAAAGCCAGACCAUCAUUGAGAAAGCCAGAGAUCUGAUGACUUCUAACUUGUUUGAAAGUCUGGCAGUCAAUGACACAAGGCCACUGAGUGAGCUUCCCCCACUGAGUUCUGGUCCAUUGAAAGCCAUUGUACCAGAGAAUGUACUGAGUGAGAACACUUUCAAGAUGCCCAAGUGUAACAUUAGUCAGAAUAUUGACACUUUGGUGCAACUGGCUUAUGAAACAAUGUGUGAGGCCACAGGAAGUGAAGAGUGUGCCAUUCAGAUGUUUUACUCUGUCAGAAGCAUGUUUGAAAUGUUUUGCCAUGUUGUGCCAACACAUCAUGCUCACAGCUUGAAGACAGUUCCGCAGUUAGCUGCUCUGCAUCACAACAACUGUAUGUACAUUGCUCACCAUCUAAUGACCAUGGGUCAUCAAUUUGCCCCUAAGCUACCAAGGGAUUACUCUGUCACCUUUGUUGACCUCAUUCAGCAGAUCAGAAAGAACGGAAUAGAUGUCAUGAUAGCCCAGGUCCAGCGUCAGAAAGAUCUUUUAAUGGAGUAUUUGGAUGGUUCUGAAGGUUUCUCAAACCUUGAGACUGAGUCCAACAUAGAGAAAGCCAAAAAGUCUGUUGGCCAGGUUGUGUUUCAGUUGGAACAUUUGAAGAAAAUAUGGAAACCAGUUCUACCUAUAAAUAAUUAUAAAAAGGCUUUGGGUCAGCUGAUCAAGUCGGUUGUUACCAGAGUGGUGGACAGUGUCAUAGCUCUUGAGGACAUUGCACAAGAUGCCAGUCAGAGGAUCCUGGAACUGCUCACCUCCUUGGAGAAAGUUUGUGGUGAAUGCCUGACUUCGCCAGGUGAGGUGGCCAGCGUGGAGCUGACACGACACUGCCUAUCCUGGCCCAGGUUCACAGAGCUUAAGUUGGUGCUUAACUCUUCCUUGACCGAUAUUGCUGACCGCUGGGCAGAGGGGAAAGGACCACUGGCUUCUGCUUUCACUGCUAUGGAAUUGAAAAAACUUAUUAGAGCGCUGUUUCAGAACACGGAGAGAAGAGGAAAUUUGUUGGCCUUGAUCAAGUAGAGGAAGUUGUGUAAUUCACUUUGUCAACACUAAUGGCAUUGUCCGUUCUUACAGAUAUUAAGCAAGCCACAGAGACAGCUCUUAACUAUGUUUGGUUGUUAUAACAAAGAUUUUGUUAAUAUUUAUUUGUCUUACACACAAUAAACUACACUCCUGUUUUGAAUUUGUCUUAGCCAACAUAUGCUUUUUUUUUUUUUUUCAAUUUCUGCUAUGAGCAAACAUCUUGAUUGUGUUGAACAUAACAUUUUAUUUAUGAAUGCUUUGAGUUACUAUUGGAAUGUUUAGAUAUUAAAAUAUUUUUUGUUUUUCAAUUCCUACUAUGAGCUCACACUUUUGUCAUGUUCAAAGUAGAACAAACUUUGAAUCAUUUAUUUUGCCAACUUUUCAUUUCAAGAUGAAAUUUCGCACAUAAAAUCAUCCUGCGUGGCACCACGUUUUAUUAAAAUUUCAGAAAUCUCACUUCAUUUAUUAUGGAAAUAAAAAAUAGCGUCCAUUUUCUUUUCUUUUCAAUUAGAGUUAUCUAGAUCUAAAUAGCCUUCUAUAUGAGUGGUUAAACGCUUAGCUUCCAAACCUGGGGUCCUGGGUUCGAAUCUCAGUGAAGACUGGAAUUUUGAAAUUCUUGAUUUUUAGUGUGGCCCUGAGUUUCAACCAGCUCAAAUGGGUACCUGACUUGUUAGGGAAAGUUAAGGCGGUUGGACGUUGAGCUGUCCAUAAUAUCUUGCUCGUUAACCAUUAACCUAAAACAUCAUCUGCCCCAUAGAUUGCAUGGUCUGAAAGGGGAACUUCACUUUUUAGUUGUUGUAUGGCCAGGUAGGUCAUUUGGUUAGAGUGUGAUUUUAUUAAGCCGAAUGACUAGGGUUUGAUCCCCAUACUAGCCAAUAUUUGUUCUAUUUUUGAAUGACCCAUUUGACAUCAAGUAGGAAGUAAGUUUUUAUUUAAAAAAAAAACAACACUUUUAUUUCAUCGUUUUUGUUUGUAUAUUGUUGUUGGACUUGGAUAUGACAUUGUUUGUUUUCAAGAAGUGUUGGCAAAGAGUGUAGUUUGUUCAUCAAUUUUGCAUAUUGUAGAGAUACAGUUUGAUCAAGUUUACUGUUUGCAUUUAUCAGCUGUGUGUAAAAUACCUUCUGUUGAUGCAACUGGUUUGUGUGCAGAGCGAUUAUAUUUAUAUAUACUGUGUAUAUUGAAUGCUUGUUAAAAUGUAUGUGUUCUGUUGACUGUUCCCAUCUACUGUAAGUACAUGUGUACUGCUAUUCUACAUAAACUGUUAGUAGAACUUUAGUAUGUUCACUUUGCCUUAUUUGAUUAUUUCUCAUGAUUGAUCACAACUGUGACUGUGUGAUACUACUUUGUUUUGGGACAUUGAAAUAAAUCAUUCUGAACUUU
This is a messenger RNA of Biomphalaria glabrata, 4361 nucleotides long. RefSeq names its product centromere/kinetochore protein zw10 homolog. The transcript is spliced from 11 exons. Gene Ontology annotation, cellular component: nucleus; RZZ complex; chromosome, centromeric region. Gene Ontology annotation, biological process: endoplasmic reticulum to Golgi vesicle-mediated transport; mitotic spindle assembly checkpoint signaling; mitotic cell cycle. The coding region runs from base 747 to 2978 and encodes 743 amino acids. The record is from RefSeq and is a predicted model, not a curated record. NCBI's taxonomy places the organism in Eukaryota, Metazoa, Mollusca, Gastropoda, Planorbidae.